AUGGCGCUGGGUAAACAGGAGGAAACAGUGAGGGAAUCCCGUUAUUUUACUGCAUUGAAAGCCUAUAAACACGGAGCGCCGGGAAGGAAGUCGCGUUCCCUCUCGAGUAAGCCGAGCGCCGAGCCGCGCCGCCUCCAACGCGCCGGGAGCCGGAGCCGGGAGCCGGGAGCCGGGAGCCGGGAGCCGGGAGCCGGGAGCCGGAGCGGAGGCGCGCAGCUCCCGGGCCCCUCGCAGGCUCCGCGGCCAGGGCACCCCGAGAGCAUGCUUUAG
Pipistrellus nathusii (Nathusius's pipistrelle) is the source of this 270-nucleotide messenger RNA. The record is from the annotation of a GenBank genome assembly. Lineage: Eukaryota; Metazoa; Chordata; Mammalia; Chiroptera; Vespertilionidae.